Ornithorhynchus anatinus (platypus) is the source of this 3299-nucleotide messenger RNA. It is a transcript of the gene GUCA1A, whose product is annotated as guanylate cyclase activator 1A. Lineage: Eukaryota; Metazoa; Chordata; Mammalia; Monotremata; Ornithorhynchidae. Gene Ontology annotation, cellular component: photoreceptor inner segment; cone photoreceptor outer segment. The record is from RefSeq and is a predicted model, not a curated record. Gene Ontology annotation, biological process: positive regulation of guanylate cyclase activity; visual perception. Gene Ontology annotation, molecular function: calcium ion binding; calcium sensitive guanylate cyclase activator activity. The coding region runs from base 2503 to 3099 and encodes 198 amino acids. The transcript is spliced from 6 exons.
AGAUGAGAAGAAGAUCCUGGUGCCUUUCUCUCCUAUUCCCUUCCUUAGGUCCCCUGCUAUUCCUGUGUCACUUUGUCCUCCCCCAGGAGGAGAGUGGGAGGACAGAAGAUCCAGGGGAAAAGAACUGAGUAAGUCUCAGGCCAGCUGAGAAGUCCCCCUCAGUCCUUCUGGCCUGGUUGGAGAUGUAGCCAGGAUCAAGGGUAAAUUUCCCAGAACUCCUAGUUCGGAGGGGUUUCUUUCCCUAGAGCCCCCCAAAACCCAGCCCUACUUUCCUGGCUGGGUAAAUUGGGUAGAAGGGGGAAUCUCAGGGCUUUGGGGGAGCUGGGGGUCUUAGGGCCUCAGAUUCUAAGCAUGAGAAUCUCCCCAGUUCUCCUACCCUUCUUAAAGCCAAUUCCCCAAAAGUCCAGUUGGUCCUUGCUGGACCCUGAUUGCCCAGUAGGUCAGUUUAUGGAGUUGUCAACAAGAAGGUGAUCAGCCUAUGGAGCCUCCCCCUGCUGGGAGGUAGAUGAGCAGAGAGAAAUGCCUGGGCGGCGAAAGGGUCAAGUUGCCAAAACCAGGAGCGUCCAAGGGCAACUUCAAGCACAGAGCAGUUCAGGACAGGUCAUACCAGUUUGGUUAGGGGAGUGGGGCUGGGGGUGACUCCCUACAGCUCCUCCCUCCUCUUUUGGGCACAGGUCGAUCCUGGCGCAGGCCAGCUCAGCAGAAACUAAACCACUUGGCCAGUCAGGGUGGGUACCACCCUCUUGUGGCCAGGCUGGGCUCCCUCCCCCACUCCCAGGGUUUGGAUUCUAAUGCUACCCACGGUCCCUUACAAAGGCAGAAAGCUGGUGAGGGAGCUGCAGGGUUCUGACUACCAGGGAACCCAGUCCUAAGUUGGUAGCCAUCCUCUGGCAGAUUACCCUUCCUCACCAGCUGUCUGUUCUGAACUGAACUGGGCCAAGGAACCCAAGACCUCCUCUGGAUGAUUCCUCUCCUGCUUGCCUCUUCCCCUCCAGGUCUUGGGAUAUGUUGGGAGUCCCCAGCUGCCAGAGAGGAGAGGGGCAGGAAGAGCAGGUGCUCCUGAGGGAAGGAAACCUCCUUGAAGAGUCUCUGGAGGCUAAAGGAGUAGGAGAGAGGUGAAGGAAAGGGGCAGGGUGAGGGCACUGAAAGUGGAGUUGGAAUUCCUGUUCCAAAAGGAACUCAUAGCCCCGUGCUGGGAUCUGAUGACUCACAGAUGCGGGUUCCCCCCAGAAGUCUGGCUCUGAGCCCAAAGUCCCUCCCACCUCUAUCCGUCGGACUCUCUGCCUCAGCCUUUUGCCUGCCCCAUUUAAUUAGGGGAGCAUUUUCCUGUUAGCUAAGGUACUUCAUCAUCAUUACCAGUACCAUCCUCAUCAUCACCUGUAUUGUUAACCAGAUUUAGAAAUAUGACAUGCAAAAUACCUUGAGAGAUCAUGUACGUUAAUUCCCUGACUCUAGAUGGGGCUAUUUCAGGCAGCUGUUGAAAAAAUUCAUUCUUUUUCCCAGAAUCAUCUUAGAAUCAUCUUUCCAGAUCCACCCUCAGUCAUCCAUUCAAGCAUGGAAGAACCCAGAAAGUUCUUCCUGAUGUCUAAGCUAGCUUCCUCCUGCUGUAGUUUGAACCCAUCUUAUUUCUCCUCCUCUCGGGCCUCCCCAUCCCUCCCCACUUCCAGAGGGCCUGUCUGGAGAUGUGGAAUUCCAGUUGGGCUGGACUCAUCUCCAGACAUCUGUCUUGAGCCAGAGAUAAAUCGUGUGAGGAUAAAUUGCUUUGAAGAGUGGGAAUCCGAGAGCUAGCAUGAAACCCGGCUUCCUCCUCUCCGGGCCGAGCCAUUGACUUCAUGGGCGGCAAAGGACAGGGUCAAACACUGGAGAUGAACAGAGCAUGGGUCAGGCUGGGAUCUCCCUGUUUUGAAUUCUAUUCUGGGUGUCCCUGAUAUCAUUCGUAUUGAUUGUCAGGAAGGCCUGGGAUUAGAGGAUUACAGUCCACUGGGAAAAUUCUGUCCCCUAAUCCCAGGGCGGCCUUUAAUGCCACCCAGUCCCUUGUGGCUUCCUGCUUUCUAUUUUUUCUUGACUCCUGGUUGACCUCAUCCCCAUUCCCUCACACCAUUGGCUGUGCAGGGAUUUAGGGGGGCCUUUAACCUCUCAGAAUGAGGACUGGAGAAGGUCAACGUCUCCUGCAGGGAAGGAAAGACUAACUCCUGCCUCUGAGGACCGGGCCAUCUCAUGGGCAGCCAAGUCUGCUUCCCUUCCACCUUUUAGGGCUUUCUCCUGCCUUUUUUCCCAUUCUCCUGCUCUCCUGAUCUCCAACUCUCCGGCUCUCCGACCCACUUACCCUCCGGCUUUCAACUCCCACUGGCCUGCUCUCUCUCCUGCUCUCUCCAUGGUAAAAGAGCUUUAACCCAAGAAGAUGUCAGGUUGAGAGUGAGAAGAAAUCCCCUCCCCCCCACACUCUGAAGUCCCUAUUCUAGUCCUCGCAUCUGGCCACUGGCUGGCCCGCCACGCGGGGAAAUGGGAAACGUUAUGGGAGGGAAGACGGUGGAGGAACUGAGCAGCACCGAGUGCCAUCAGUGGUACAAAAAGUUCAUGAACGAGUGUCCGUCGGGCCAGCUCACCCUGCACGAAUUCAGACAUUUCUUUGGCCUGAAGAAUCUCAGCCCGACCGCCAACGAAUAUGUCGAACAAAUGUUUGAGACGUUUGACUUCAAUAAGGAUGGCCACAUUGACUUCAUGGAGUACGUGGCUGCCCUCAGCCUUGUCCUGAAAGGAAAGGUGGAACAGAAGCUGCGCUGGUACUUUAAGCUCUAUGAUGUGGAUGGCAAUGGCUGCAUUGACCGGGGGGAGCUGCUGACCAUCAUCCAGGCCAUCCGCGCCAUCAACCCCUGUAACGACUCCACCAUGACUGCGGAGGAGUUCACGGACAUGGUGUUCACCAAGAUCGAUAUCAACGGAGAUGGGGAGUUGUCCCUGGAGGAGUUCAUGGAGGGCGUCCAGAAGGACGAGAUGCUGCUGGACACGCUGACCCGCAGCCUGGACCUCACCCACAUCGUGAGGAUGAUCCAGGACGAGGAACAGGACAAAGAUGAGGUGGAUGAGGAGGCCGGUUGAACCGGGCUUGGAAGGUCUUCUGCUCGGGAGGAAUAUCCGGUCCACCACCUCCUCCGGGGACAGCAGCGGGAUGUGUUCGUCCGCCUCCAUCUCCACGCGGCAGGCCUUCUUCAGUUGGUGUGCUGGCUGUCUCCUGAACAGACAACUGGGAAGAAGAAACCUUUUGUUUAUACCCAAAGUCAGGCUGUCCUGAUCCGAGC